Molecule: messenger RNA, 2543 nt
Organism: Coffea eugenioides
Lineage: Eukaryota; Viridiplantae; Streptophyta; Magnoliopsida; Gentianales; Rubiaceae
Product: receptor-like serine/threonine-protein kinase SD1-8
Exons: 7
Coding region: 1-2412 (803 amino acids)
Biological process (GO): protein phosphorylation
Molecular function (GO): protein serine/threonine kinase activity; ATP binding
Source: RefSeq, a predicted model, not a curated record
AUGAUCACAAGGAUUGCUAGUGUUAUCUUCUUUGGCUUCCUUGUGUGGUUGUCUGAUGCAGAAGACACCAUCAGGCCGACAAAAGUGAUGGGAGAGAAUGAAACUCUAGUCUCCGCUGGUGGUGUAUUCGAGUUAGGCUUCUUCGAGGAUGCAACUUCAGGUAACAGAUUUAUGGGUACUUGGUUGAAGAAUGAUGUAAACAAGAAGGCACUUUGGGUGGCAAAUCGUGAUAAUCCCAUGUUGUCGGAUCCUUCUGCAACUCUGCAAAUAAGGGAUGAUGGGAAUCUCAUUCUCCUUGACAGAAGACAAUCACCGAUAAUUGUGAAUUCAGGAAUGAUUGCAAGAAGUGAUAAUACAAGUGCAACACUUCUUGAUUCUGGUAACUUAUUCCUCCGACAAGGUGAUCAGGUAGUAUGGCAGAGUUUUGAUUAUCCAACAGAUACUUUUCUUCCCGGAAUGAAGAUAGGAGAGUUUGGCUUGACUGCAGAAGUACCAAGAAAUCAGUCGUUAGUUUCAUGGGUAAAUCCUGAGAAUCCUCUCCGGGGAGCAUUCACGCUUGGUGUUCAGUCUGUUGAUCACAAGGCUGCAACAAAAUUGGGUGUCUGGAGAGGAUACAAUGAUCACAUGGAUAUCAGCUCAUGGGAUGGAAACAACUUUGUAUUCAUUUUCAAGAACUCGACCAAUAGUUUUAACUUUGUUUACGUUUACGUAUCUAAUGAAAAUGAGUCAUACUUCACUUUCACCACAAUUGGUAAAUAUGACAUGUCAUGGUUGGUAAUUUCCUCAAUUGGGCAUAUUGAUGAGUACACAAUGUUUAAUGGGAGUAUUUCUACAGUGAGCCAUUCCUUAUGUGAUAAAUCAAUUAUAGGCAAUUCCAAUGUGUGCAUGGACUCAGAAACUUCAAGGUGCACAGAUGGCGAUGCAUUUAUGCCGAUGAAUGGUACAUUGCCAGCUUCAAUGACUGUAGAUUUAUCAGUUGUCUCUACUGAAUGUGAAUUUUUGUGCAAGAGGAACUGUUCUUGCAUUGGAUUUGCCACAUUUCAGGAUGAUCUAGCUUGGUGCCAACUUUACUAUGGGAGCAAAAAUGACAUCUUGAACCUUACGCUGAAAGAGGGGAAUGGUACUGUUUAUGUCCGUGGCUUUGCCACCUAUCCUACAGGUGCUGUAAAGAAGAGUCUGCUGUUAGUUCUCUUAAGUGCAGUAUGUCCCCUGAUUGUAACAAUGCUGGUGGCUUUGUGGUGCUAUAGAAGAGGGCAAAUUAGCAGUCGUAGAGUUAGCAAGCUAAAACAGCAAGAAGAUGUGAGGCUUGAUUCAUUACUUAAGCCGUAUAACCGCCAUGUUGCAAACGUCAAAGCAAAAACUGCAGAUCACAUUGAGAUGGGAAGUGUCAAUGAUCAGGAGUUGCCACUUUUUAACUUGCAGGCCAUAGAAACUGCAACUGAUCAGUUCGCCACGCAAAAUAAGCUUGGUGAAGGUGGCUUUGGACCAGUUUAUAAGGGAAAAUUGCCCCAAGGUCAAGAAAUUGCAGUAAAAAGACUUUCCCAGAGAUCAGGACAAGGAGUGAAGGAGUUCAUGAAUGAGGUCACCCUGAUAUCUAAACUCCAGCACAGAAAUCUAGUGAGGCUUUUGGGAUGUUGCAUACAAGGAGACGAGUAUAUAUUAAUCUACGAAUACAUGCCCAACAGAAGCUUGGACUCGUUUAUAUUUGAUUCUACCAAACGAACACUGUUAGAUUGGACCAAACGUGUAUCCAUUAUUGAAGGAACUGCUCAAGGGCUUCUUUAUCUCCAUAGGUAUUCAAGGCUGAGGAUUAUUCGUCGCGAUCUAAAAGCAAGCAACAUAUUGUUAGACAAUGAUAUGAACCCCAAAAUAUCUGAUUUUGGAAUGGCCAGAAUAUUUGGAGAAAGUGAAACCAGAUCAAAGACAACAAAAAUUGCUGGAACAUAUGGCUACAUGGCUCCUGAAUAUGCCAUGGAUGGUCUCUUUUCCGAAAAACCAGAUGUAUUUAGCUUUGGAAUCAUUGUGCUCGAGAUUAUUAGUGGACAUAGAAAUAUGGCCUUCUUCGAGUCUGAUAGCUCUCUGAACCUACUUGGCCACGCGUGGAAUUUGUGGAAGGAGGAAAAACCGCUGGAACUUCUGGACUCUACAGUAGCUAAUUCUUCAUGUUCAGCAAGUGAAGUUGUUCGAUGCCUUCAAUUAGGUCUCUUGUGUGUUCAAGAGAGAGCUGCAGAUCGUCCUUGCAUGUCAGAUGUCAUAUCCAUGCUUAGAAAUGAUACCAUUGUUCUUCCUCUACCCAAAGAACCUGCAUUUCUGGCACAAUUCACCAGUGGUACUGACAGUCAUUCAUCACGAAACCAGAAUAGAGAUCAUUCCAGAAAUGAAAUAACCGUUUCAGAAGUUCAUGGAAGAUAGAAUUUCGAGAUGUUCAGUUAGAAAACGUUAGUAAUCUGUACAUGUUUCAUACUUGGUAGCAAAAUCCUGUACAUGUUCACAUCUGUACUUUUUUGCAAAGAUGGGAAGUUUGCCCUACAAGAAAGGGGAAG